This is a messenger RNA of Haliotis rufescens (red abalone), 1784 nucleotides long. Its product is annotated as toll-like receptor 4. Gene Ontology annotation, cellular component: membrane. The coding region runs from base 94 to 1686 and encodes 530 amino acids. NCBI's taxonomy places the organism in Eukaryota, Metazoa, Mollusca, Gastropoda, Lepetellida, Haliotidae. Gene Ontology annotation, molecular function: transmembrane signaling receptor activity; protein binding. Gene Ontology annotation, biological process: toll-like receptor signaling pathway; immune response. The transcript has a single exon. The record is from RefSeq and is a predicted model, not a curated record.
UACAACUUCCUUAACUUUCAGUAUGGUAGUAUUGAACUAAGAACUCUUACAAAAGAAGUGCUGGAUAAUUUACAAGGUGUAUGCGUUGAGCAGAUGUCCAUGAAAAAAAACAAAAUAGCAUGGAUUGAUUCUUCUAUCCUAAAACCCAAUUCACGUUUCUCAAACUGCAUUGUACAUAUUGACCUGUCUGAUAAUGAUUUUCUGGGAGACUGGCAUAUUUUAUUCCAACUUGUCUUUGCGCCUCAAUUAGUGUUUGUGAAUAUUACAAAUCACUUGAGAAGAAACGAGUUCUUCUCAUCAAUGCCUCAACACAACUCCUUAUUGUCAGUACCAACAUUCAAGUUCACUUUUCCCCCCAAACUAAAGUACUUUUAUAGCCAUGGCACGCUGAGUGCCAUGGGCUACAUAAACGGCAACAUUGAAAUUAAAAAUGCUGUAUCGCUCCAAAGUGUGAACCUUGCAUUUAACGGAUGGUAUGCCUUCCAAUAUAAUAUAUAUGGUUUGGAGAACCUCACUGAUUUAGACAUCUCUGGAAACUACUUUACCAACAUGAAUCCUGGUUUCUUGAAAUCUUUUCCAGGCCUAAGAACUCUCACGAUGUUUCAAAUGGGUUUUAGCAAAUACUUUCUUCUUCGUCAGGGACGUCGGUUGUUUUUGCCAUUACGUAAAUUAGAAAAUAUUAUUCUUAGUCGCAAUGAUUUAGCAGUCAUGGAUCCUAAGAUAUUUUCUGGAAAUCAACUGACUGCUAUUGAUUUAUCCUUUAACCGUUUUGAAAGUAUUCCCUUUGACAUCACAACAACUCCAUCUCUGCAACGUCUUGACCUCAGAUACAACUCACUGCCUGUGUUAUCAGAGUUAGAGAGGACCCUGUUUGAUUCCCUAGCAGCAACAAAUAACUUCACGUUGAACCUUGACAACAACCUUCUGGCCUGCGGAUGUGAGAAUUUAGGCUUUGUAUUGUGGCUGUUCCACACAAAUGUGAAAGUUGAAAACAGAGAUGCUUAUACCUGUGUAUCUGAUAGUGGCCAUAUUACACGCCCAUCCUAUAUUUAUGAUCAUUAUGAUGAAAUAUGGAGAAAAUGUUCCGGACCGAUUUGGCUGUCACUAUCUGUUUCUGCCUUUGCACUGAUUAUAUUAUUCAUGAUUCUAAUCUAUUUGAUAAACCAGAGAAAGACAUUACUCCUAAACAUCAUUUACCGGUUGUUUGGGUUGGUAAAUGUUGCCAAACCGCCAAAGCGUACUGACUUUCCUAACGAUGCCUACAUCGGCUACAGUGACUGCGAUUAUCAGUACAUCUGUCACACUAUGAGAGAGCACCUGGAAGACAGACAUGGAGUCAAACUCUUCCUGAAGGACAGAGACAGCAUCCCAGGAGGACAAAUAGCUGACGACAUCAUCAACGGAAUAGAUUCCAGUUGGAAAACGCUCCUAAUUCUAAGCAGAUCAUUUCUGGAAGAUCAAUGGUGUAGCUUUACUGUUAAUCGUGUUGUAUAUUCUUCCUCUAUACUACCCGCAGGAAGUGUCGUUCUUGUGCUGUUUGAGGACGUGAGACAAGGGGACAUCUCACCGGCCCUGCUGAAUGUUGUGGAGGAGAGACACAUCUUCUAUGUAAAGAAGUACAUGGACGACCAGCGGAGACUUUGGAGAGACGUUAGUCAGUGCAUCAUGACUGAAUCGGAAAUAUAAAGAAAAUGAUGAAAAUUUCUGAUCUGUGGAGAUUACAUGUUCCUUGUACAUACGACCUGAUACCAGCAUGCAUUCGUUUCGGGGGUUGUUUAAUAGUG